CAUAAAUAAGGUUCCACUUACUCCAAAUUCUUCAACACAUGUACCAAACAACAUCAACAUCCUUCAUGGAGUCAAGUGCCUCAACCCUCAUUCUAUCUUCCCUCCUCCACCAUAACCAAACCAACUUACCCACACAGUUCGUGUGGCCCCCCGAGGACUUAGCCCAUACUACCCAACCCCACGAACUCAAAGAUCCGCCCAUCGACCUUACCGGCUUCUUCAACGGCAAUCGAGACUCAACCCACUCAGCCGCAGCCCAAAUCCGAACCGCCUGCUCAAACCAUGGCUUCUUCCAAAUUAUCAACCAUGGCGUGGACCCCACACUGGUCUGCGCGGCCCAAGACCAAAUGGACAGCUUCUUCAGCCUUCCCCUAACCCGAAAGCUCGCCGUUAAAAGAAAACAGGGUGAGCUCUGCGGCUACUCGGGGGCCCACGCGGAUAGGUUCUCGUCAAGACUUCCGUGGAAGGAGACUUUCUCCUUCGCUUACGAUUACGAAAACGGCAAUGUGGCCGACCGUAUAAAAUCCCUCCUUGGCCAAGAUUUUGAGGAAGCAGGGUUUAUUUAUGAGAAAUAUUGUGAGGCAAUGAAGAAACUGUCCCUGGCAAUAUUUGAGCUCCUGGCAAUUAGCUUGGGAGUUGAGCAAGGGUAUUUUCAAGAGUUCUUUAAAGACGGGAGCUCGAUUGUGAGGGGAAAUCAUUAUCCGCCGUGCAUUGAAGCCGGAGUUACUCUCGGCACAGGACCUCAUUGUGAUCCAAACUCGUUGACUAUUCUGCACCAAGAUCAAGUCGGAGGUUUACAAAUCUUUAUUAACGGAAAAUGGCAAGCCGUUAAACCUUUCCCUGGCGCAUUUGUCAUCAACAUCGGGGACACAUUCAUGGCGUUAUCGAACGGGAAAUACAAGAGUUGCCUCCACAGAGCAGUGGUGAAUAAGGAGAGAGCGAGAAAAUCAUUAGUAUUCUUUGUGAACCCAAAAGACGACAAAAUAGUGAGGCCCCCAAAAGAUAUAAUAAAAUUAUCGCUAAGAGAGUACCCGGAUUUCACAUGGUCGGAUUUGAGGAAAUUCACGGUGAACCACUACAGGGCUGACGGGACUACGCUCCAAAACUUCGUCACUUGGCUUUCAGACCAAAAAAAGACAAUCAACUUACCUUAAAUUAUUAUAUUUCAAUAUGCUUUUGGUCUAUCAUCACUUGUGAUUGUUUGGCCACGUCAUCAUUUUGCUUUAUUAAAUAAUAGCUUACACGUAUGUAUGUGAGAGGUAGCCAGGGAGGAUUAUUCUGGAUCAGGUUUAGAUUUGUUUUAUCUGCGUUUUGUUUCUUUCUUUAUGUUCUCUCCAUUGUACUGUUAUGUGAUUUCUAAGGAAAUAUUAAUUUUCUAUCUCUAAA
This is a messenger RNA of Striga asiatica, 1386 nucleotides long. NCBI's taxonomy places the organism in Eukaryota, Viridiplantae, Streptophyta, Magnoliopsida, Lamiales, Orobanchaceae. The record is from the annotation of a GenBank genome assembly.